UAAGGCACCCGAGUUGCGAAAAUAGAACAUUGAAACUUGAAACCUGCAUCGACUUGCACCGUUUUUGUUUCUUGCGAUCUCCAGGGCGACAAUACCAUAAGAUAUGUCGAAUGUCAGUUUUCUUGAAUUCCAAUACAAGCUUUUGAAAAACAAUUUCUUGUGCAAACCGUCACGCUUGUUUUCCAUAGACAGGCAAAACUCUGGGUUGUCGACUGCUUUCCAACCUGACUUAGAUAAGCUGAGGAAAGUUUUUGAUAAGUUCGAUUCCAACAAAGAUGGGAAGAUUUCUCAGAUGGAGUACAAGGCCAUGUUGAGGGCUCUAGGGCAAGGAAAUAUGGCUCAAGAUGUACCCAGGAUCUUUUGGGUGGCCGAUUUUGAUGGAGAUGGGUUUAUCAGUUUCAAGGAUUUUGUGGAAGUGCACAAGAAGAGCGGCGGGGUAACAACGAUGGACAUACAGAAUGCUUUCCGCACAUUCGAUCUCAACUGUGUUGGCAAAAUAAGUGCAGAGGAAGUGAUGGAGAUGUUAAGGAGGGUUGGGGAGAAUUGUAGCUUGGAGGAGUGCAAGAAAAUGGUGAGAGCAGUGGAUUCCAAUGGCGAUGGAAUGGUUGACAUGGAUGAAUUCAUGACCAUGAAGCUUGAGUAAACGGGGAAUUUCAUU
Hibiscus syriacus is the source of this 658-nucleotide messenger RNA. Its product is annotated as calmodulin-like protein 30. The transcript has a single exon. Lineage: Eukaryota; Viridiplantae; Streptophyta; Magnoliopsida; Malvales; Malvaceae. The record is from RefSeq and is a predicted model, not a curated record. Gene Ontology annotation, molecular function: calcium ion binding. Bases 104 to 643 code for a protein of 179 amino acids.